CUCAAGCCCCGCCCCCGGACGCGCGGAGUGCAGCGAAAGUUGCCGAAGUGGCGCGGCGGGAUGGACGCGCUGCGCUCUGCGGGACGCGCUUUGCUGCGCAGCCCCAGCGUCACCAAACCGCCCUGGGCCGGCGGCCGCCACCAGAAGCUCCCGGAGAACUGGACCGACACCCGAGAGACGCUGCUGGAAGGGGUGCUGUUCAGCCUCAAGUACCUGGGCAUGACGUUGGUGGAGCAGCCGAAGGGUGAGGAGCUCUCAGCAGCUGCUGUCAAAAGGAUUGUUGCCACUGCAAAAGCAAGUGGAAAGAAACUGCAGAAAGUUACACUGAAAGUCUCGCCCAGAGGGAUCGUGCUAAAUGACAGUGGAACUAACGAGCUGAUUGAGAACGUCUCCAUAUACAGGAUAUCCUACUGCACGGCAGACAAGAUCCACGAUAAAGUGUUUGCCUACAUUGCCCAGAACCAGCUCAAUGAGAACCUGGAGUGCCAUGCCUUCCUUUGUACCAAACGGAAAAUGGCCCAGGCAGUCACCCUCACUGUAGCUCAGGCAUUCAAAAUAGCAUUUGAGUUCUGGCAAGCCUCCAAGGAAGAGAAGGAGAAACGAGAAAGAUCCAUCCUGGAAGGAGAAGGGGUGAGCAGCUCAAACCCAGCUGCCCCUGCUUGCUCUGAUGCAUCUGCACCCACAGGGAACUUGCUGGAUUUAGAAGAUCCUGCCAAAUUGCUCCUUACCAGCAGCGAAAACCCCACACAUUUAGAUAACAGCAUGUUUGGGCCCAGCUCCUCUGUAAAUAACAACGUGGUGUGGGAAAUGGAUGAUGAUCUCGACGAGGCAUUUUCAAGACUGGCUCAGUCAAGAACAAACCCUUACGUUCUCGACACAGGACUGACGGCUCAAGACAUCCAGAGUGCAGAAAUGCUCUCAUCUGUAGAUUGGAAUAAAAUAGAUUCAAGUACAGGCGAGAAAGAUGACCUGUUCAUGUUUUGAAGUCAAAUCCAUCUGACAGCUGACAAUGGAAUAACCACUACAAGUCUGUGGACUGACUAAAUCGUGCUCUUCCAGGUGCUGUAUACAAGGGAUUCUUCUGAGGGGUCUUCACCAAGUCAGAUGAAGUUACAGCACAGCUUAGACCAAAGUUUUAGAAAUCUAACGUGGAUUGUUUUUUUACCUUGCUUUUAUCUAAACCAUGAGAUGCUCCUGAAGAUAUUUAUUCCUAGCUGUUACAGUUUACAUAUAUUACUGAAAGGUGUGUAGAGCAUCUGCAGUAUCAGGUGGCAAUAUGCCAUCAGUAGUGCCUGUUCCUCCCUGACAAAUACUAUGCAACACCAAAGUUCCUGUGUAUACACAUUUCUAGACAAAGGUCCGCAGAUGGAAAUGCAGUUGAAAGCACAACUGUUAGUAAACCACUGAUUCUUGAACAACACGACACCUGCCCAGCUGAGGGGAGGAGAGUUGCAGCAGCUGCUAGCAGUGCUGAAAGAGGUAGCAGAGAUCUUGCUUUUGUUAUGAAUGUCAUCCUCUCAGUUGUCAAUCACCCAGACGUGUUCUGGCUUUUUCUUUGCCAGCUUCUUAGGUGAAUUGACACUUCUUAUCCAAAGACUGUUUAAGUUUUGCACUUUAAGACUUGAGCUGAAAGUAAUGGUCCAAAAUAGCAAAGUAGGCAGUGCCUGUAACUUCUCUUCAGAAGCCCUUUACCUCCCCACCCCCCAAAAAGAAACCAACAGUGCUGCAGCUGUUUCAAAACUGAUUGCUCACACGUAUUGUUUCUGUUAUGACUUGAAAUACUAAGGCUCAGUUGCAUGGUUGGUUUAAAAGCAAAAAACAGCAGGCAGUAAUAAUCUGUUUUCCGAAAGUGCGUUGGAAGUUGCAGGUUGUGUAGCACAAUAGAUUUGUGUUCUUAGCUCUGCUAAGUGGAUUGGGCUGUGCAUGCCUUUUUACAGUCUCAGGAACGUUUGGCAGUUGCCUGCUCAAUAGACUCAAAGGGAAUUGGAUUAGGAAGACCAAUACCUGUAUGUUUAAUGAGCAGAAGGUGCCCCUGUCAGUGCUGCUCCAGUCCUUUUCCCCUGACAGCUGCAUCUCCCGUGAGGCUGGGAAGCUGUCUUCAUCUGCUCCUGGCAUUCAAACAAAGUAAUGGAGGUAUAAAGCUUAUGCCAAUUAAAAGAUUAAGUUUAAUGAUCCUAAAUAGUCGUACUGACAGUUUGCAGUGUUUGUGGCCUUCUGUGAAGUAUAUUUAGCUGUUUUAUAGAUUUGUAACUCGGAACUUUGUUUUGAAACACUAAUUCAUUCCCCAGACAGCUCUUUGUAACUCCUAAGGCUGCUUGCAAACAAACAAACAAAAAUCUUGGUCAGCUCUAAGAACUUCUUAGGAAACAGCUAAGUGACACUAACUUAGGUUUGAUUAUUUGCCACUUACCAUGAUAAGGUAUUGAUGACUUGUGAAGCCAACUCAUCCCGUCUGUUCAUGAUUUUGCAGGAUAAACAGGGAACACGUUCUGUGUUCAGAGCAGUCCUCAAAUGCUGCGCCCGUAUUGAUGCCAUGUGCAGCAUUAGGCUCUUGUGCUUGAAGUUUGCAGAGGGGCCUGGGCCCAUUGCAGGAGCAGUGCUAAAAGAACAGAAGUGGGGGCAGGAAACACCUUGUGCUGAGUUCUGGGAGCACUCAUCUCCCUAAGAAAUCGUAUUGCAGGAAUGGACUGUGAGGCUUUCUCUGUACAAUGAUGUUCUUUUCUUUUCUAGAGGUUUGAGGAGCAUAUGCUGAUAUACACAAUGCUAUAUAUGUAUGUAGAUAUUUUUUAAGAAAAAAAAAGAAUGUAUGGAGAAAAAUAAAAGUUCUACUUUUUUUCUUUUUUUUUUUUUUUUUUUUUUUUUUUUAGUGUUUGUGCUGGUUUGACUUUUUACCACAGCUUUUUUCAUGUGUAGAAAACUUUGUAUUCCUGUCUGGUUGGGUUUUCUUUCUCGCUGGGUGCACAGCAGUAAGGAACUGGAAACAAGUGGACAGGAGGAGGUUGUUUGCAGGGCCAUCUGUGCAGAGAAACGAUGUCAGUGGUUCCACAUAAAGCAGCAUGUUUUGCUGCUGGAUGAGGCUGCUCUUCCCCUUUGAAAUGAGCUCUGGGUGAUCCCGUCCACUUGGGGCUCUCAGCCACUCUGCAAGCUGCACAUCUCCCACUCUGUGCUUCUGGGGUUGUUUCUCUUUCCAGCCAUUGCUGUCAGGAGUUUCAUCCCCAGCAAAAACUCCAGUCUCAAGCAGUGUGAAAGGAAAGCAUCCCAGGAUGAAGUUUUAUCACUGCCUGCAAGCACAGAAAUGCCCUCUCCCUGCAAAUCACAGGGGCAGCUUCUGGCGUGGCUGUUAAUAAUCCUAUUGCUGGUCAUGCCACUCCAGGCCCUUUUUGGUUUUUUAUGCAGGCAUGCUUUGCAGGAGCCAUUUGACUUGCACCAUUGUCUUUCCAUAUUCCUAACAGCCUCACCAGCCCCCCAACUUGCUUCUUCUCAGGUCUUGCCUCAAACAAAACCCUCUUUCUGUUUAACAGCGUGAAUUUUAAUGUGACAUUUCAGCAGCAGGCCUGUCACUCGGCUGCUGCCUGCACUGCAUGCUCAUAGUGUGAGCCCCAGUCAGAGCAGUGCACGAAAAGAAGUGUAAAAGCAUUAAACCUCAGAUGUGGCAAAUUUAUCACUUCUGUGUACUGUCACAGCACGAGCAUAAAACUUGACAGUAAAAAAUAAAACAAUUUUGUCGCUGGCGUUUUUUAUUA
Molecule: messenger RNA, 3743 nt
Organism: Tympanuchus pallidicinctus (lesser prairie-chicken)
Lineage: Eukaryota; Metazoa; Chordata; Aves; Galliformes; Phasianidae
Gene: LDLRAP1
Product: low density lipoprotein receptor adaptor protein 1
Exons: 9
Coding region: 61-984 (307 amino acids)
Cellular component (GO): early endosome
Source: RefSeq, a predicted model, not a curated record